AUGCAGCCAUCGCCCCUAAAAGUCCAUGACUUGAGCUUUCUGGUGGAGCAUAAGCUUCCAGGCGACAUCCACCUGCAGCAUGAGCUUCGCGUCCCCUCAAAUGCUGCCAUGACGGGCAAGACGCACCUUGCGAAGAACGGCGGGUUUCCAGUCGACAACAGCCAGCGACUUACAGCUGACAACGAGCUGCUGCCGCUUGAGAUUAGUGAAGUCUCGAAGGAACUUACCGAAUGGAAACAAGCGCAUCACUUGAUAGUGGCCAUUCAGCACGAGGCAGAGAAGAAGACAAGUGAGCUGCAAGCAGAAAAUGCUCGACUGAGAGACCGCUCUUCAGCACCGGAGGAAUUUGGCGUGCACGUUCAGGAGUUUCAAUCUGAAAAGACUCAGCUUCAGCGCGAUAUCUUCUGGCAGUCUCAAGAGAGGAGACAGCUGGAGGCUUCAAAUUUUCAGCUGCAGCGAGCGUAUCAAGCUAGCAUGGCCCAAGCGGCAGCGGCGCAGCGCAGUGUGGAAGAAAUACGCGCGAUGGCGAAACGACAAUUCGACAGGAUCGCCGAGGCAGCCAGACGUCGUCCACGUUGCAAGUGCGAGUUUAUCGACGAGAAACGGGUGUACCCCAAAGCCAGUCCCCAGAACGACCAGGAGAAGUUAAUUUGGCUCGAGAGCGUGGUGAUCUCGAAGGAAGAAGAGCUGCAGAAACUGAGGGACGAAGUGCAAGCGCUCAGUAAGAAGUCGUCAACGCAGGCAGUGCGACCACCUGAAGAAGGUAAAAAGCGCAAGGAGACAAGCGCCAGGACUGAUACGUGCCAUUUUAGUGACGCACACACGACACUGGAGAUCUCAGUGGAUGUCGAAGCGCAAGAUGUAGAACCUCCGCUGACAAACACGCUUUUGGACGACUUGGAAGAGACCCCAGAAAGCGAAGCGUGGCUUAAGGCCAUCCAGGGCUUCAAGAGUAAUGGCUUGGGGCUGGAUGACUUGAGGUUGCCGACAUAUACGGAGUUGUUCGACUUCCUGAGUGACUCAAGUGACACUGAAGGAGUGGAAGCAAACAAAGACUGUCAGCAUCAAGACGUGGGUCAGGACGGUGUCCAUAUCAUAUCCAGUAAACGCAAAAGAUCAGAGCAUCUGGAUGGAACGAGUAUCGCCUUGCCAGGCCGAUGCGGUUACUGCUAG
Molecule: messenger RNA, 1173 nt
Organism: Phytophthora infestans T30-4
Lineage: Eukaryota; Oomycota; Peronosporomycetes; Peronosporales; Peronosporaceae
Exons: 2
Coding region: 1-1173 (390 amino acids)
Source: RefSeq, a predicted model, not a curated record